This is a messenger RNA of Eruca vesicaria subsp. sativa (arugula), 351 nucleotides long. The record is from the annotation of a GenBank genome assembly. NCBI's taxonomy places the organism in Eukaryota, Viridiplantae, Streptophyta, Magnoliopsida, Brassicales, Brassicaceae.
AUGGCAGGUAAAGGUGGAAGAAAAACUAAAAAGAAAACUGAGAGAUCUCCGAGAGCUCGAAAAUCUGAUACCCCUGUUGUUGAAGAGAAUGUGCAAGAGCUAUCAGACAGGGACACUAGUGAUGAUCUGCCUGAACACCCCUCUAAGAAAACACAGGGCCAAAAAAGGAGACGUCCAUCUACUGGAGGUGGAGUCUCCAGCAGAACUAGAGCUAGAAAAGCGGUGUCAGAUGGAAAUGAGCCGGCCAAAGAAGUGGCAGUCCAGCAAGAGAGUGCCCCAGUGAGAGAUAAGACUGUAGUUUCGCUCUCACUUGAUACUGAAAGUGAAGACAUGUCUGAUGUGUCCUCCAAG